UUUAUCGAUACAAACGUUUGUAAAAAAUCUACGAAAACUAAUUUUUAGUAAAAAAUAAAACCAAUAAUAUUAAAAAAUGGGUAAAGGUUUUAACAAUUACAUGUGUAAAAAGUUCUUCCAUCCUGCCUCCAGGGAUAAUCUGAAAAGGGUAUGGAUGGCUGAACAGCAAGCUGAGGCCUACAAAAAGAAACAGGAAGAGCUGCGUAAUCAAUAUGAAAAGGAACAGAAUUUGCAUGAGAACAAGGCCAUGCUUAGCAAGGAGAGCAAGGACAAAUUGAGUGUUAAUUUCAUGUAUGAACCGCCGCCGGGCGUGAGAAAGGAUCGCGAAAAAGAUGACAAUGAACCGGAAUACAAAUUUGAGUGGCAGCGCAAAUAUAACGCUCCACGUGAGUCUUACUGUAAGGGUGACACGGAAAUUAGAGAUCAACCUUUUGGCAUACAAGUACGUAAUGUACGCUGUAUAAAGUGCCACAAGUGGGGCCAUAUUAACACAGACAAGGAAUGUACCAUGUACAGCAUAUCCAUGAGUGAAGCUCGUAAACUGCAUUCAGAGGCAGAGGCGGCUGACAUAAUGGAGAAAAAUGUACUGGAAGAACAAAUGAAAGGUGAUGGUCUAAUGAUGAAACGUUCAGCCAUGGAGUUGCAAAAUAGCACCAAUCAACGGCAUGCUCUGGUGCCUAGUGACCCGGAGGAUGCUGACGACCAAAUGAAUAAAGAGGGAAAUCCGGAAAAAGCAUUCUUGAAAUCCUUAAGCAAGGAACAGAAAUUAAAGCUGCUCAAGAAAUUGGAAAAAAUUGAAAAGCUUAAGAAAAGUAAAGAUGGCAAAAUUAAAAAACAUAAAAAGUCUAAGAAAAAAUCCAAGAAGCAUGAGAAUAACAGUGAUUCAGAGGAGGAUAAACGUAAAAAACAAGCUAAGAAAAAAGACAAAAAACAUAAAAAAUCACGCAGUAAAUCAGAAUCUUCGACGCCUUCAGAUGACUCUUCAUCUUCUUCAGAUGAGUCGUCGUGCACAGAAAGUACUAACAAACGAAAGAAAGAUAAAAUGCGCAAUGAUAAGAAAACUUAUGAAGCAGACAAACGCAAUAGAUCGCGUUCUAGGUCAAGAGAUCGCACAGUGAGAAGGCGUUCACGCUCACGGGAAAGGCAACGUUCUAGAUCGCAAGAAAGAAAUGGCCACAAAAAAGAUGAAAGACGUGAGAUAAGACGCAGCCGAUCUCCCCGCCGUCGGGAUCACUAUAAUAAUAAUAGGCGGUAAGUUUUGGAUUUGUUAGCCAUCAAAGGAAUAUGUUUACAGUGUAUUUUUAUUAAUAUUUUCAU
Molecule: messenger RNA, 1317 nt
Organism: Calliphora vicina (urban bluebottle blowfly)
Lineage: Eukaryota; Metazoa; Arthropoda; Insecta; Diptera; Calliphoridae
Product: corepressor interacting with RBPJ 1
Exons: 2
Coding region: 77-1255 (392 amino acids)
Biological process (GO): negative regulation of DNA-templated transcription
Cellular component (GO): nucleus
Molecular function (GO): transcription corepressor activity
Source: RefSeq, a predicted model, not a curated record